Hirundo rustica (Barn swallow) is the source of this 369-nucleotide messenger RNA. RefSeq names its product scale keratin-like. Gene Ontology annotation, molecular function: structural constituent of cytoskeleton. Lineage: Eukaryota; Metazoa; Chordata; Aves; Passeriformes; Hirundinidae. The coding region runs from base 1 to 369 and encodes 122 amino acids. The record is from RefSeq and is a predicted model, not a curated record. Gene Ontology annotation, cellular component: intermediate filament. The transcript has a single exon.
AUGUCCUGCUACGACCUGUGCCCCACCUCCGGCGGCAUCUCCUGCCCUCAGCCCGUGGCCAACAGCUGCAACGAGCCCUGCGUCCGGCAGUGUCCGGACUCCACCGCCCUCAUCCAGCCUCCGCCCGUGGUGGUCACCUUCCCCGGGCCCAUCCUCAGCUCCUUCCCGCAGCAGGCCGUGGUGGGAUCCUCCGGAGCACCGGCCUUUGGCGGCUCCCUGGGUGCUGGGGGUCUCUACGGCUCCGGGGCUUUCCCGGGAUUCGGCGCCCGCUCUGGGUACGGGAUCUCGGCGCUGGCCAGCGGCUCCUGCGGCCCCUUCUCCUCCCGCCGCUUCAGCCGCCUCCUGCGCGGCUCCUGCGGGCCCUGCUGA